Molecule: messenger RNA, 1268 nt
Organism: Solanum verrucosum
Lineage: Eukaryota; Viridiplantae; Streptophyta; Magnoliopsida; Solanales; Solanaceae
Product: RING-H2 finger protein ATL51-like
Exons: 1
Coding region: 92-1186 (364 amino acids)
Biological process (GO): protein ubiquitination
Molecular function (GO): transferase activity
Source: RefSeq, a predicted model, not a curated record
UGUUUCCCCCCCUGUUGUUUUGUUCAUAUUGUUUGAGAUGGGAGAGUGAUCUCAUUUUGGGCCACACAAUUUUUCAUUUUUGUUCAAUCCCAUGUAUAAUAAGAGGCUUUUGGACGACGAAAAAUUGGUUCCAGUAAGUAAUCCAAGAACUUUGGUACCAUAUAUGAGCACUAGGGAUUGUUCUCAAGGAUUUUGCAGUUUUUACUGCCCACAAUGGUGUUACAUAAUUUUCCCUCCACCACCACAAUUUGACUUACCUGAUGAUGAUGAUGAUUCUAGUCCUAAUUUCUCUCCUCUAAUCAUCGCGAUCAUCGGAAUUCUUGCUAGUGCUUUCCUAUUAGUUAGUUACUAUACUAUAAUAUCAAAGUAUUGUGGAAAUUCAAGAAGAAGGGGAAGUCAUCAUCAAGAAGAAUCAGAAUUAGAAGAGGAGGAUCAUGAUCCUUCAAAUCAUGAGGCAUGGAAUGUUAAUGCUGCUGGUGGUUUAGAUGAAGCAUUGAUCAAGUCUAUUAGAGUGUUUAAGUACAAGAAAUGUGAUGGAUUAUUGACUGAAGGAACAGAUUGUUCUGUUUGUUUAAGUGAAUUUCAAGAAGAUGAAAGUCUUAGGCUUUUGCCUAAAUGUAGCCAUGCUUUUCAUGUAAUGUGCAUUGAUACAUGGCUUAAAUCUCACUCCAAUUGCCCGUUAUGUCGAGCUCAGAUAACUUUUUCUAAUGCUCCGCCUCCACCAUUACCUCCUCCGGUAAUGGAAGCUCCGCGAGAGAUUGAAACAACUCCACCAAUCCAACCGGAACGUGACAUAGAAAUGGGCAUCAGAGUAGAGGAAACACGAGACGGAGAAGAAAAAGAAGAAGAUGCGACAAACCAAAACCAUAUGAAUCAAGAAGUUAGGAGGAGAUCAUUAUCAAUGGAUUAUGCAUCUCAACGUCGUUUAUCAAUAGCUGAUGUACUAAGAAUUGAUCACGACGAAUUCCAUGAUUGUGUAACGGGAGAAGAUUGCGAGUUGCAAAGAGAUGUUGGAACAUCAAAACAAGAAAAUAAUGGUGAAGAAAUGAGUAAGGGUGGAAUUAGAAAUAAUUCACUAGUACAAUAUUGUCCUAUGAUGAUGAAGAGAUCAUUGUCUAGUGGGAGAUUCUUCUUUACCAAAUGUGGGAGAGGACAAAACAUGGUCACUACUUUGUCAAAUAUUUGAAUAUUUUUGUGUCAAUUUUUAGGAGGAUUUUUGUGUAUGCUAUUCAACAAAGGUUGAUUAAACAUGAUGAGUUUGAAAGUUU